This is a messenger RNA of Pseudonaja textilis, 2151 nucleotides long. The record is from RefSeq and is a predicted model, not a curated record. NCBI's taxonomy places the organism in Eukaryota, Metazoa, Chordata, Lepidosauria, Squamata, Elapidae.
UAGAUGAAGAAGAAACACAGUUCAUGAGUAAUUGUCCUGUGGCUGUGACAGAGAGUACACCAAGGAGGAGGACUCGCAUUCAGGUGUUUUGGACAGCUCCUUCUUUGGGCACAGGCUGUGUAAUUUUGAAAGCAAGUAUUGUACAAAAGCGAAUUAUUUAUUUUCAAGAUGAAGGAUCUCUCACCAAGAGAUUGUGUGAGCCAGACUUUGCCAUGGAAGGUGUGACAGAUAAGCCAAUCAUAGACUGCUGCGCCUGUGGAACUGCUAAAUAUAGACUUACCUUUUAUGGAAACUGGUCAGAGAAAUCACAUCCAAAAGAUUAUCCACGACGAGCCAACCACUGGUCUGCAAUUAUUGGUGGAUCUCAUUCCAAAAACUAUGUUCUUUGGGAAUAUGGAGGAUAUGCAAGUGAAGGGGUGAAGCAAGUUGCAGAGCUGGGAUCCCCAGUUAAAAUGGAAGAAGAAAUUAGGCAACAGAGUGAUGAGGUUUUGACAGUCAUCAAAGCAAAAGCACAAUGGCCUGCCUGGCAACCACUAAAUGUGCGAGCAGCUCCCUCUGCUGAAUUUUCUGUGGACAGAACACGCCACCUUAUGUCUUUCCUUACCAUGCUAGGCCCCAGCCCUGACUGGAAUGUAGGGCUUUCUGCUGAAGAUCUGUGCACCAAGGACUGCGGAUGGGUCCAAAAGGUGAUUCAGGACCUGAUUCCAUGGGAUGCUGGCACUGACAGUGGAGUCACCUAUGAGUCUUCCAACAAGCCAACUGUACCUCAGGAGAAGAUAAGACCGCUCACAAGUCUGGACCACCCACAAAGUCCUUUUUAUGAUCCUGAAGGAGGUUCCAUUAAAUCAGUAGCCAGAGUUGUCAUUGAGAGGAUUGCACGAAAGGGGGAACAGUGCAAUAUUGUUCCUGAUAGCAUCGAUGACAUUGUUGCAGAUCUUGCUGCAGAAGCUCCAGAAGACGACGAUGAUACUCCUGAAACCUGCAUCUAUUCGAAUUGGUCUCCCUGGUCAGCCUGUAGCUCUUCAACAUGUGAAAAGGGCAAGCGGAUGAGGCAGAGAAUGCUCAAAGCUCAGCUUGACCUCAGUGUUCCUUGUCCAGAAACUCAGGACUUCCAGCCUUGUAUGGGCCCAGGCUGUAGCGAUGAAGAUGGCUCUACAUGCAUGAUGUCUGAGUGGAUAACGUGGUCCCCUUGUAGUGUAUCUUGUGGCAUGGGAAUGCGAUCGAGAGAGCGUUAUGUGAAGCAGUUCCCAGAGGAUGGCUCCAUGUGCAAAGUGCCUACAGAAGAGACGGAGAAAUGCAUUGUAAAUGAAGAAUGUUCUCCUAGCAGUUGCCUGGUAACUGAAUGGGGAGAGUGGGAUGAAUGCAGUGCCAGCUGUGGGAUGGGAAUGAAGAAGAGACACAGAAUGAUCAAGAUGACCCCGGCAGAUGGAUCCAUGUGCAAAGCAGAAACCACAGAAGCUGAGAAAUGCAUGAAUCCGGAAUGCCAUACCAUUCCCUGCCUGCUUUCUCCUUGGUCUGAAUGGAGUGACUGUAGUGUCACUUGUGGAAAGGGGAUGAGGACCAGGCAACGGAUGCUCAAAUCUGCUGCUGAGCUUGGAGAUUGCAAUGAAGAACUAGAACAAGUAGAGAAAUGCAUGCUGCCAGAGUGUCCAAUUGACUGUGAUCUGACAGAAUGGUCUCAGUGGUCUGAAUGCAAUAAGUCUUGUGGGAAAGGCCAUAUGAUCAGGACAAGAAUGAUCAAAAUGGAACCUCAGUUUGGAGGAGCUCCGUGCCCAGAAACUGUACAGCGUAAAAAAUGCCGAAUAAGAAAAUGCUUGAGAAACCCCAAUAUUGAGAAAAGGCGCUGGAAAGAAUCUCGGGAGAAAAGGAGGAGUGAACAAGCGAAAGAAGAUGUAGAUGGUGGGCAAUUCCCAGGUUGUAAAAUGAAGCCGUGGACUGCUUGGUCAGAAUGCACCAAACUGUGUGGGGGUGGAAUCCAGGAGAGGUUUAUGACCGUCAAGAAGCGUUUCAAAAGCAGUCAGUUCACUAGCUGCAAAGACAAGAAGGAAUUAAGAGCCUGCAAUGUUCAUCCCUGUUAGCAAACUGAAGUCUUUUGGAUAAUGCACUCCUAAAUGUAAAAAAAAAAAAAUCAACCUCGGUUUGAUUUUUUUU